Numida meleagris (helmeted guineafowl) is the source of this 17358-nucleotide messenger RNA. RefSeq names its product regulator of G protein signaling 6 (gene RGS6). The transcript is spliced from 17 exons. NCBI's taxonomy places the organism in Eukaryota, Metazoa, Chordata, Aves, Galliformes, Numididae. The coding region runs from base 1784 to 3310 and encodes 508 amino acids. The record is from RefSeq and is a predicted model, not a curated record. Gene Ontology annotation, molecular function: GTPase activator activity. Gene Ontology annotation, biological process: regulation of G protein-coupled receptor signaling pathway; intracellular signal transduction; G protein-coupled receptor signaling pathway.
GCAGGGCUUGGGAAGGGAGCCGAUGCCCCGUGGGGAAGUUGGGAAGUGCCGCGCUCGGGCAGCAGCACUUCGUUCCCAGCGGCGCUGCGGCGGGUCGUGUGGCGGAGCGCCCGGAGCCUUCGUCCCCGCCGCUCUACGGGCAUCGCCGCUCAGCCGCGCGGUGCAAGCGCAGAGGGAUAGGCUGUAGGGCCAGCAGCAAGCUCCAGCUGUUUCCUGAGGAAAAUGCAGGUUCUUCUGCGGGAAAUGCAGGAUUCCCACAGCCGCAGGGCAUAUCCACAAGCUUCAAUCCCAGGGAAGCGUCCCACGGCCGCAAGGUACUUCCCUGGUAUUGGAGCUUACGGAGGCGCGCCAUCGGCGGUACUUUCUCGGCAGCUGAUUGUGAGCACUUUCACUCGGCUGCCUUGUAAAUCUGCUUAAAUAGAGGUCAGAUGUUGGGCUGUGGUUAUGGACCCGGGGGUGUGGGGUACGAGCACAGAAUAAUAGCACUCGUUGCUCAUGUGUGUGUAAGACGUUGCAGAAACUGCUUAGACCCAGCCAAUAUUGACUUAUUUUUAGAUGAGCUGUUCCUUUUUCUGGCAACUUGACUAAUAGAAUGCUUAAUGGCAAAUGUUCCCAUUUCUUUCCUGCAAGUGUGGCCUCUGAAUAGCCACAAUUUACUUUUCACAUUUUAAACUGUAGUGGUGAUCAGAAACAAGUGAAGGAGGAGCAGUUACUGGCUGUGCAUCUUGUGCUGAGGUUUAUCAGCAAUAGAUGUUUAGAGACUGCUGUUCAACCUCCUUGACCAGGUCUUCUGGCUUCCUCCUACCACCCAGCCCUUGUAAGGAGAGGCACAGCAAGAAGCUGUGUGUGGUGGCUGAUGGCUGCCUGCCUUCAUUUCUUUCUAGUGGUGCUGGUGAUGCAGGAGUACGAGUACACCUGUUUUAGUCAAAACAACACUUGCGGAUGAGAGCAAAAGGUGUGUCCUUUUCAGGCAGUGCUUGCUUCCUUGCUAAGUGGUGAUGAGGUGUUCUGGUGGAGCCCGUGGGUACAGCAAAAGUGAGCAGAGCACUGCUCAUUCCUGAGAUAACUGCAUUGGUUAAUGUUCAUGAAGCAGGGACUGCCAGGGUCUGUCCCUGUGAGCAGCCAAAAGUGGGGAGAAGAGGAGAGGGCAGCCUUGUCCCAGCAGACUGCAGCAAACCAGUGGAUGGCAGGGGAAGAGAAGAAGCUGUUGUGCGUGGAGUAGUAGAGUGACAAAAUAGCUGCAGCUUCUUAAUGCUGCUUGUUGAUCUGUGGGAAAACUCCCGAAUGUGCCGUGGCUCAUGCUCCCUAACGGAAUGCAGGGCUGUUGCUGGGCGGUUUUGCUCUCCCUGUAACAUCGUGAGCCUCCAGCUUUUCAAGAAUGAGGGAUGGUGAACUCAAAGGCGCUAGCUUGAAAUAUCUUUGAUUUCUCAAUUAACACCUGCAGUUGUGAAGCGGCAGUAGGAGGAGGGCGAGCUGCCCCUCCCACGCCCAGUGCCACAGGGGAGCACUUCUGCCCUUACGAGCAGUUACAGCGCUCUGUGUGCUCGGUGCCUGACGCUGGUGGCAUUUCUGCAAGCACACCUCGGCGCUGUAGAGGGCAGAUUGUGUGAGCAGACAGGUCCACGUCACCGAGCAGCUCCGGAGUGCUUCAGAGGACAAAUAAUCCAUCUAGCUCAUGGAACUGACACGCUCCUGGUUCCUCAUGGGACUUUUCUCUGACUGUUCAUCGUUGCCUUAGUGAGAGAAUUCAUACCACGCUGUUCCACAGCGACGAGAGGGAAACAUGGCCCAAGCACCUGAUGACCCCAGCAGUGCGGAAGCUGGGGACCCUGAGGAGAGCUCCCCAAACAUGAUCGUCUACAGGAAGAUUGAAGACAUCAUUACAAGAAUGCAGGAUGACAAAACAGGUGGAGUUCCCAUCCGAACUGUCAAGAGCUUUCUGUCCAAAAUCCCCAGUGUCGUCACAGGUGCUGAUAUUGUGCAGUGGCUUAUGAAGAACCUCAGCAUUGAGGAUCAAGGGGAAGCAAUACAUUUGGGAAGUCUUAUUGCUGCACAGGGUUAUGUCUUUCCAAUCUCAGACCAUGUCCUUACCCUGAAAGAUGAUGGGACAUUCUAUCGUUUUCAGGCACCAUACUUUUGGCCUUCAAACUGCUGGGAGCCAGAAAACACAGAUUAUGCCAUCUAUCUUUGCAAACGGACCAUGCAGAACAAAGCUAGGCUGGAGCUGGCCGAUUAUGAAGCCGAAAACUUAGCAAGACUUCAGAGGGCGUUUGCAAGGAAGUGGGAAUUCAUCUUCAUGCAAGCUGAGGCCCAAGUGAAAAUCGACAGGAAAAAGGAUAAAACAGAAAGGAAAAUUUUGGACAGCCAGGAAAGAGCAUUCUGGGAUGUGCACAGGCCUGUGCCAGGCUGUGUGAACACCACAGAAAUGGACAUUAGAAAGUGUCGUCGUAUGAAAAACCCACAGAAGGUGAAAAAGUCAGUGUAUGGGGUUACAGAGGAAUCUCAGCCCCAAAGCCCUGUACAUGUGCCCUCCCAACCCAUACGCAAAACUACAAAAGAGGAUUUCCGGAAACAAAUAACUUUUCUGAACCUGCAGAUAGACAGGCAUUGUUUAAAGAUGUCCAAAGUAGCAGAAAGUUUAAUAGCCUACACAGAGCAGUAUGUGGAAUAUGACCCCUUUAUCACUCCUGCUGAGCCUUCCAAUCCCUGGAUAAGUGAUGAUGCAGCUUUGUGGGACAUUGAAAUGAGCAAAGAACCUAGUCAGCAGCGUGUGAAAAGAUGGGGCUUCUCCAUGGAUGAGGUGCUGAAGGACCCAGUAGGCCGAGACCAGUUCCUUCGUUUCCUGGAAUCAGAGUUCAGCUCAGAAAACCUCAGGUUUUGGUUGGCUGUCCAAGAUCUCAAAAAACAACCUUUACAGGACGUGACCACCAGAGUGGAGGAAAUCUGGCAAGAGUUUCUAGCUCCUGGGGCCCAGAGUGCUAUCAACCUGGAUUCCCACAGCUAUGAGAAAACAAGCCAAAAUGUCAAAGACCCAGGGAGAUACACAUAUGAAGACGCACAGGAACACAUUUACAAGCUGAUGAAGAGUGACAGCUAUGCGCGCUUCCUCCGUUCAAAUGCUUACCAGGACUUAUUGCUGGCAAAGAAGAAGCCAGAGAAUGAGCAAGGUCGUAGAACUUCUCUAGAAAAGUUCACUCGCAGCGUGGUAAGUUCUUUUUCUUCUCCCUCCUCCCUUUCCUCAGAACUCCAUUUUUCAUUGGGGGGAAUGCGGAUGCUUAACUUUUUAUUUUAUCUUUAUGUUUGCAGAUAGCAUCUUGGCAGCUUCUCUUUUAGUACUGUAGCUCAUCUAAAUAGCAGCUCUGAAAAUGGGGCGGGUGGGGAGCAGAAUUCCAUCACGAUGCUCAUUCCAGCUAAUCAUCGAUGCAAAAGCAAAUUGAUUUGUGUCUAGAAUUAAAUGGAUGGAUGUCUUUUUGCUGUGUGCCCACUACAGUAUUUGUCCUGGCUUUUCCUUGCACAGAGAAUCAGAAGAGCAUGAUUCUAGUAGCAGCAUUUUAACGGUAUCCAUGCUGACCUCCAUGCAUGGUUCAUGCUACCACGUAUAUAUAUAUAUAUAUACAUACAUAGCCACCCAAUACACUGCAGACGCUCCCUCUGUUGCCCCCAUUUGUCAAUACUCAUGUAAGUAGUGGUGGAUGAAACCCUUUAACUUGCUCAUAGUACCAGCACCUGAAAAGGAAUGUGGUAACAGCAAGAAACGUGAUGCUGUUAAGCCUCUUAGAUAAGGGGAUGCUGAGACCUCAAGGGCAGCGGGCAGAGAUCCUCUCCUCUCAUCCUUCACCAGUCUCUGACCUCCAGCUACUUGGGCCCUGAUGAUUUUCUACAGAAAGAGAGCAAUGCUUGGCUUCCUUCUGCUCCAAGUUUUAUGCAUGUAUCAUGGGGUGCCCCUGUCCUCCCAGGGGUGCCCGCCUGUGCAGUAGCACAGCCAGCUUGGUGGGAAGGGCUGGCAGAGGUAGGGGAAGGGUGUAAGAUGGGAUCAGCAGUGUUCAUGGGGCGGUAGAGAGCUAACACUGAAGGUGUAUCAACAUAGUUGUUCUGAUGUUGCUUAGUAUCAAGUAUGUUUUGACUUGAUACGCCGUAUGGUUUUGGCAUACUGCUGUGAUAUUCAGCUUUGUAACAAAGAUGUUGGACCGUGUAUAUACAGAACAUAUGCUUGCAUUUAUGUCUCUCUAUGUAUUUAUGUAUAUUAAUAUAUAUACAUGCUAUAUAUGUACACACGGUGUAUAAACAUAAAACAUUGGUACAUCCAGAUAGAAAAGGGGAAACUGCAGGUAAGUGUGAGCUAUCAUAUAGCAGAUAAACCUGAAGGGGUUCUUUCUGAUGCAUAUACAAACCAAAUGCAGAGCUUUGUAGUAUCUCCUCUGGCAGGCUUCCUGAGGAAUGUAUUUAUAUAGCUAAUGCAUAUGCACACAUUUAAAGUAUGUUGAUACAAAAUAUAUCACUAUGCCCAUCUGCAUAUUUACUGCUUUGUAAGAGAUUGCCAGAAAGAGGAACAGGCAAGAUUUUUUUUUAAAAUAAACUAUGCUGAAAUAUUUACACUGAGUAGCAAAUUCUGCUCCCAGAUUCACCAUUCAGGCUUUGAGAAGUCCUCAAAAAUACAUGGGCAGCGCAGCAGUAGGGUAGACACAGCAGUCCCUGACCCCUUCAGCCCUGUGCUUGGCUCCUGGGUGUCAGAGGUCAGAGGUGUAAAGCUGGACUCAACUUUCUGUGUGCUCAAGGGAUGGGGCUGGUCUCAAGGAGCCACGCUCACUCUGGGCAGCACACUGCAGAUCUGACAGUCUGUUGCACCAGAGCACUUACUAAUCCACCUCAUUUAAAAUAUGAUGGCACUGCGCACGGUGGCAGGUUUAUCUUAUUACAAUUUUCCUUUCGAAUACAGCAAGGAUUGACAUUAUGAAAGCAGAGUUAGCCUGUCUUCUCUCCCAAGUGAAGAUAAAUGACAUCAUAAAAAUCAGACAUCAUGUAUCAUAUAUGUUAUAAAUAAUACUUGUUACUGAGGUAAUAACUUAAUUUUAAAGACAUACAUACACACAAAUCCAUAUAUCUACAUCUCUCUCUUCUGUCAUAUCUGAUCAUCUUACUAAUUAAAAGGAGCCUGCUAUACUAUUUUUAGCUGUGCAGUCUCAGCCUAGCUGUUUAAACCACAGUAGUUUCCCAUCUGCUUUAGAAAUGAUUUAAUAAUCAGACAGAAGCUUAGUUCUUAUAAGCUGAGAUGAUCCUUCAGGGCCAAGAGCGGAAGGAAAAUAUAUUUUAAUGAGUACGUUUAGGGAAACCACUGGUGUUCUUAUCUUGCAGAGGAAGCUACCAAAUCUCUUCCCAACUUGAGCUGGUGGCCAUUUAAUGAAAGAGGAAACAAGAGGGUUUAUUAUUAUUUUCCUUUGUUGCACCUUGCAGCAUCCUGAGUUCUCUCUCUAAAGCAGCAGUGGUUACUCAGCAAUAACAGGGAUUAUGGGAAUACUGGCCUCAGCAGGUAACUUCAAGUGAUAAACCUGGGCCAUGAUAUUCUGACUUGAUUUUGAACUUCUAAAAAUCACGCUAUUCCAAGGGAGGAAUCUCCCCGGUAAGUAAACUGGUGUUAAAGUUUCCAACUCAGUAUUGAGGCACUGACCCAGUACUAAGCAGAUCUCUGCAUUUUAUUCCUAGCUGUUUAUGAGCAAAAGGCACACACAUGGCUUUUGAGAGCGCCAGAGUUCUCAAUCUUUAUGCUUUAAGAAAGUUGCCAGAUAUUGGAUAUAGUGUUUGUUUGGAAUUGUUUUAACUUCUGUCUGAACCAGUUGACAUUGUAUGCUGUUAGUUGUUGUGUUCCUGGGCUGAGAAAGCUCUGUACCUGAAUAAGACAAAAAAGUUCCUGCUUGUCUCUUCCAUAGAUGGAAUAUGAGAGAAGAGUGGUAGGACCUGGCAGCUCCCAGGCAAAACCAGCAGCUGCUAUGGGGGGACAAAAAUGCAAAUACCGGACUUUGGGCUACAUAUUGGAGCCUAUGGGACAUCUCUUACCUGUGUUUUCUUUGUCCUACCUCCUUCCUCAAGCAAUAGUUGGCCACUGCAGCGUAUGCUCUGGCGUGAUUUGUAGAGGCACAUCAUAGCUGCUUGCAGCCUAUGGUUGCGUAUGGUAAACUGCGGCCUGUAUUUUAUCUUUCAUUGUUACACUUCUUUCAUAAGAAAUGAAAUAUUUAAUAGGAAAAGGAGCCCUCCUGGUACCUUUUAGGGGAAAUGUAAGUAUGCAGUGAGGCUAAAAUACUCAGGAAAUUUACUUUAAAUUUAGCAUAGUAGAAGACAUCAGGUACAGAAGAGAGAUGUGCUGUGAAAUGUAUCCAAGGAAACUCACUACAGAAAGAAUGCAGUGAAGGAAGAGGUGGUCUGUGUUCAGCCUGCAUGGGGACCAGGCUGUAGUUUAAGAAUACAAGAAUAGAACUUCUCUAAUAGGCUUUCAUUUAAAGGAUCUUGGACGUUAUGAAUGGAGCAUCUUGUGCGGGACAGCAAGUCAGUGAAGACCAAGGAUAGUCUCCAUUCCCAGACAUAGGUGAAUAUCUGAAUUGACAGAGGGUCUCAGCUUCAUUAGCUAUAUGAGACAGAACUGCAGGAGGCAGCAGGCAGAGGCUGGUCAGCACGAGCUGCUGUAAGUCCCUGAGGUAGCUGCACCUGGGUGUUUGCAUUCUUAUCCAGGAGCCUCGCAGGCGGAGUCCCACGCAUAAUUUCCUGGUGACUGUGAAGCCAGUGUCCCUCUGUGGUUUCUUAUGGAGGGAUGAGUUUUCUAGGAACAAGAAUAUUACUGGAGAUCCUAUAUUUGAUAUAUGUUUUAUAUAUUUUAUAUAAUUUCUGCCUGGUGUCUGAAGUGCAUUCCUUCUUGCAGUGAUUCAAACUGCAUAUUCACAGUAGCACUUCCUCCACUUUAGUUUUCUGGUGUCUCUUAGUGAUUUCAUGCUGCACUGUCCUUGACUCAGGCCUGUAUGUGCAUCCCAAUUCAGCAUGGUGAAGCUACAGUACUCUGCAAAACGUUAAGUCCCAUGUUUAGACCAUGUUUAUCUAUUCCCUUGCAUUAUGCAGCUGCUAUAGCCUCAGUAUUUACCCUGCCUACAUGGUUGUCCCUUCCUAGAUGCUCUCAGCGGUCUCCUCCUCCAGCUAUGUCUUGUUACCCCUGCUUCCACUUUCCUGUAUUCCCAAUCCUUGACUUCAUCCCUUGGCUACUGCUACUGCCCCAUGCUGUUCAAAUUUUUAUGUCUUCUUGUUUUGUCUGCUGUUGGAUCAAAGUCCAAGUCACGCUCUGACUGUCCUAGUCCUUAUUCUUAAUUCAUGAGUAUGAAGUCACACAUGUAAAACGUAUCAAUAGGGUCUUACCUUUCUCAGGUGAACUGUCUAUUUUGUGCAGCUGUAUGUCACUGUGAUGUAUUACAAAUACUAACCAUGAACACAGUUCACGGCAUAGGACUGGAGGAGGAAUUGCUACCUGAUAUCAUAAGGUCUUUCUUUUUAGCUGGCUCCUUGAUAAUGUCACAGAACUGUCACACACUUACCAGCUUUUCUACUUUUUCACUUUCACAGCUCUACCUAAUUGCAUAAAUAGAUAACUGCAUUUGAGGGAAUGGAAAGUAUUCAUGACCUGCAAUAUAAUAAAGCCAAAAGUUUAAGCCGUUAUGGCUAGGAAAUACAGUGAGAUAAAGUGUGGAUAGUAGAAGGUGAUACCCUGAGAUGCUGAUGAAAGGGGUGUCAGGAACAGACAGCUAAAAGGGAAGGAUGUAGGAAUGGUUGCCAAAGCUUCUUAGAUUUGGCACCAAGAAAAGCCAUCUGGAAAAAGGGUUAUUUUUAUCUUGGGAUGAUGUCUUACUUAAAAAGAAAAUUUGCUUGUCCCAGUACUCAAGUCAUUAACAAAUACUGUCUCUACUGAGAAAAGGUACUUGCGUUCUGUAGGUAUGGGAAGUACCAGAACAUACCUGAAGCAUGAGGGGACCCAGUGUGCAUUGACAACUUGCCUGUUAUUAUGUACAGUAACCGGUCAGUGGCUUGCCCUGCCGAGAGCAGCAUGCCUGGGGUGUAAGUGCACACACUGAUAGGUUGCUGCAUGCUCGUGUGCAUCACAUCUGUUCCUGGUACCCACAUAGUGCCCUACCUGUACAAUGUGUGGGCUGGAUAGGUUUACACUGCACGCUCAGUUCAGGAAAUGGCGGGUUGCAUGUAUUGCAUGUGCAUUGCUUUAUCUAUUCGGUAUGCAGGUCUACUUCAAAAGAAAAGUAUUCUUCAUUUCUCAUGGGUAAGUUACUCUUUACUUCCCAUCCUUAAAACGCUGCUGUGUGGUUCUGCUGGCACAGGAUGGCUGCUGCGUUGGCCCCAGAGGUCGCUGCUCCUGCCCUGGGUGAGUGAUCCCUGUGUGCACCGUCUUUGGGAUCCUUCUGGAUGAAAGGCCCUAUGUGGAGUUCGGGAUAUGCUUACUAUUCAUUUACUGCCUUUUAUUUCAGCUGCAUACAAAUUCUAGAAGAUAAAACUGUACCUUCCGCAUGCUGCAGUUACUGAGUCAUGACCUCAGCAAGGAUUUCUGGGGAGAGGGCUUGGGCCCUUCUCUGAUUUCAGCCGGGCUGAUAUUCCAGCACCAACAGGCAGCACCUUUCCAAGCAGGCAUGCUGCAGCAGGGAUGGGCUGACACCUAGAAAGGCCCUGUAAAACAACCAGGGAUGGGACAUUUUAAGGCAGGUUCUCAAACACUACCGAGCUGCACUUGCCCAGGCAGUUCUCUAUUGGACAGGGUCUGGGCUAUCUGCCCCAUGCAGCAGCAUGGUGAGCACUUGGCCCUGGUACUGUGUGGUCUCUUAAGGCCAUCCCUCCACAAGAUGAGUUGGAGCAGUCCACAGACUGCUUGAACUAAUCCCAGAAUGAGCCCUAACACGUUCUCAGAAACACAGGACCCAAACUGCUCCCCGGCAGAAGAGACUCUUCUUCCUGGUGCUGCUGGGAAGGCAGAGGAGAGUUCCAACAUUCACGGAGCUGCUUGAGGAGCAGGUGAGUACUGGGCUCAUGUAUGUUCCUUGUUUGCUUUACAUGUAGUGGUGCACCAGGGAUUUUGAAAGUAAAGUGUGGCAAAUGCUUAGAAAGCAUGGGAAAAUCUCAAAAAAUAAAGCAGGGGUGGAUGAUACCAAUUUUAAUUGGCCUACAGUGCUGAUAUGCUUUUAUAUCCCAUCAUAUACAUUGAAAAAGAAAAUGGGGAUGUCAGAUUUAGAAGCCUGACCCUGGUUAGCAGAAUUGUGACCAGCAGCAGUGCAAAGCAAGUCAGGCAUCUUGGUACCAGCAGCGGGCUCACACUGCUCAGCGUUGGGGUGACUCUUGAGACUGUGCUGGUGGGAAUGGGCGAGGAUCCUGCACGCUGCUGUCAUGCUUGCCCUCUACAGCAGCUCUAGUGUUCAGUCUGUGUCAGCAUGGAAUUGGUCUUGUCCAUGACAUUUUGUGUGCUUAUUUAUGUGAUAUCUGUUCAUAGUUUCUGUCUGUGUUUAUUUUGCAUUGAACUAUUUUCCUUUAUUGUUUAUGUUUUUAACUGUUUUGUAUUUAACUUUGUUAAUUUGUGUUACUUAUUUUAUGUUUGCAAUGUAUCUUUUCAUGAAAAAAAGAUCUAAUAAAAUAUAUUUUUUUAAAUAACACAAGAAUAACAUUUCCCCAAGAUCUAUUCUAACACUGAAAUUCAAGGAGGGCUGGCAGGGCUCGGGCCCUGGAAAUCUCCUCCUUCGGGAGUUAAGUUUGGUGACAGGACGCUGCCUGCCUACUCCCAGAGUUCUCAAAGUACAGCAGCUGAAAGUUACAAAAUUGUGCAGUGUCUGUCAACAUGUGAAAAGGCUCAAAUUGCAGCUGGUGGAAGAGAUUUGCUCACCUGCAGUGGGGCACAGAGCAGCCCCAGUCCUCUGCUGCGGUCUUACAGAGGGAUGGGGAAAUACUGCUCUGCCCCAGGAAAGCGAUGCUUCUGGUUGGGAAAGGGACAGCACCAGAGGGCAGAAGGGGAUGAAGAGCCAUCAGUGGAGUUAGCUGUAGCAGAGUCCUAAGUGAGUGAGUGAGGAGCACAGAGUGGAGUGGCACAACAGUGCUUGGUUUGUGUUGCCAGUGCUGGAGCACCAGAAGCGUCCCACGCGCUUCCUCCGCCCCGCUACUGGGGACAAACACUGCCUGCUGUCCAGGUAAGUGUGUGAUGGGGUGCAUGGGAGUGCCGGCCUCUGCAUGCUGGUGGUGGUGAGCGACUGCAUGUUGUGCACGUGAGCUGUGCUCUGUGCUGGGCACAGCACACCACUUGUGUGAAACCCACAGGUAUGGGACAAAGCUAAACUGUCUACUUAUAUUCAGAAAAAAAGAUAGUUUACAGCCUCUGGCUUCUCUCCUAGCUGGGCAAAGUGCUGACUUCGGUAGAGGAAAGCAAAGAGCAGGGUGGAAAGUGAUGGCUCGUAUGAGAGAUUUGAAAGGAGAUCUGCUUCCUUUUUGUGUCAAUCCCAGAUGUGUUGGUUUUUUUUUUCCCCUCUUAUUUGGCUUUUUGUCUAUGUUAAGUUGCUGCAUUCUGCUUCAUUCGGAUAAUUGCUAAUUGUAUUUUAUAUUUUAGUUUUUGUUUUGUAUUUUAGCUGCUCAGGAAAUGCUCAGCCGUAGAAGGUGCUGUGCACAUCCAGCAGCCUGCGGUUCACUUCAGCAGGCUGUGGUGAGAGCCCUGCCAGUCCCAGGAGUCGGGCAGGCUGAGCAGGAGGGUGGGCCCCAGAGCUUGGAAGCUGCCUUCUGGAGGGAAAUUUGAGAAAGUUCAUUAAGAAUACCCUGAGUUUUUCCUUGGGUUACUCCAGGCUGCAUGCUGCCUCUAAAACCUGAGGCUCCUGCAGUCAGGGGGUGAAGAAUUCACCGAGCUGCACAGAGAGAACUGGAAGGUUCUCCAGGAGGCAAUGAACGCAUGUGUGACCAUUGUCAGAGAGCUGUGUGACAGAAAAAAUGAGAAAAGGCUCCCUGUAUCCAGCAGGACACACAGCAUAUGACCUGCAACACAAGCCAUAGCAUGUGCACUAUGCUUUUUGAGCAACAGCAGGCUGAGUUUUUAACUGUUGUAGCCCUAAUUACUAGCGACAAGUAUUUUGCAACUGGAGGACGGGAGACUUCUUCAUAAACUGUAGAGCCCGUGUAAAAAGUUUCCUUCUUUUAUCCACUCUCCUUUUCCUUCAGGUUACUCAGUGUAUAUGUAUGAUAAAGAAGCUCUGUAGUGCACUGAGCUCAAGACACUGUGCUCUGUCAGCACAGCUUAGGUGAAACUUCUCCUGGAAAUAAGGCAGGAGCUAUAGAAAUUUUUGUGCAGUGGGGAAAAGAGAGUUAGAAAUGUGGGCCAGCAGCUGGCUUCCUGCUAAACAAAGACGUGGAAAGAAAAAAUCAUUUAUUUUGGUUGAGCCUUUUUAAAGAUAAUGUGAGGUCCUUUGUAACAACCUGAAACUAUCCAUCGAUGAUCUCACUGAGAGAAUCCUGACCCAAUGCCUGGUCAGACUCAAAAGGACCCUUGAAGUUCUCUGGCACACUUUGCACCCAGCUAUGAAGUGGUGUGACCAUGUCUCCAGAGCAGCCUCCACCCACCUGACACAGACGUUCAUGCACGGCCAAGCUGCAAAGACCCCUCAGAGCAAGGCAUCAGAGAUUUUCCUUCUAGGCAGGAGCCACCCUUUGGCUGCAAGAUACAGGGAUGUGUCAUACCCCUGCCAUCUGAGGGGACACAGGCUAGCCUCGCCUGUCACCCGGACACCCCACUGCAGGGACACUUCUUUCCAGAGACACAGAAGCAUGUCACAUGAGCUGGGGUUUAGGUUGUAUCCUCUAUCUGGUGAAAAGCAAAAUAUAGCACUCGCAAAUGUGUUGUGUCUCCUUCUGGACUCCAUGCUACAGCAGCCUGGGAAGGUUAAAAAGAAAAGAAAGAACAGGGGCCAGUUGGAAUAUCUUUGAGAAGAGAAUCCCAAACCAGAUGCCUGCAUCGCAGCAACCUCCAGCCUGCAGGUGUUUACUCCAUUCAGGCCCCAAAAGUGAGGCUGAUCCUCACUUCUGCCUUGGGUUGGAACAAAUGUGCCUGUGGCUGGAGGCCACCGAGGAACCAAAGCAGAGCAGUAGGUAUGCUAAAGCUCUCUCAGCGUUAACCCAUGUGUGCUGGCUCCUCUCUCCACCCACCUUGCUGCUGUUGUGCCAGCCAGGACUAGGCCAGGCCCAUGGGCUGGAGCCCACUGCAAAGCCAGGAGCUGGGCCUGCAGUGCCAGAGGAAGCCGUGAGAGAUAGCUGCAGCAUCUUGCACUGCCAAACUGGAUGCUGAGGCAGGAGCUGGCAUGUUCCCAGCCGCCUGCCACAGAGAAGAUAACAGAGAAGCUGCCUGGCUGCCAUUGUCUAGGGCCUAGCUGAAUGGCCAUUAUACAAACCCAAUGUUUAUUCAUUGUUUUUUUUUUCCUAAGGAACUAUCCAAAUAUGGGUAGAAAUAUUUUUUCCUAAAACAAGCCAUGUUAUGCCUCCAGAAGUUAACAUCUGGAUGUUUACCUUCUUUUCCUUCAAAUGGGGUUUAAGAAUCAAUACUUCCUCGGCACCCUUUCACUGGUGUUCCUAAUGACAGCGCGUGCCAACCAUGCCUGCAGUUCCUGCAAAGGACUUACACACCCCCUGGGAUUGCACUGGCCCAAGCUCCCCAGGAGCACAUUAAAAAAUGAGAAUAACCAGGAAUUUGAUUUACAGUGAAAGAAAAUAGGCUUACCUUAAAUGGCAGCAGUGCCGCACAGCAGCUGGGCUCCAGGAGAGAGCCUGCAGGAUGGUGGUGGUGGCAUUCCCAUCCCAGGAGGGAUGGCCCAAGUGAUAGCAGUGUUUGUCACAGCAGAGCGUGGUCAUGUUAUGUUCUGUGUAUUUGGGCAGCCCAGAAAUUUCUUGGUAAAAGCUGCACAUCUGAGUGGUGACAUCAGGCUUCUGCAGAGAGCUACUGUGUCUUCCUGCUGUAGUCCUGACUGGGAAGAGAUGAGGAAACAGAGAGACUGGGGGGUCCUUUUUUUCUUAAAAUGUUAGGGUGUUAAACUAGAGAAUAGACCUGGAUCUGUUCAAACUGCUCAAAUGAUCCCUGCCAGAGGUUUGGCCCAGACCAAAUGGCACACUUCAGAGUCUGAGAACAGGAGUUGUGAGCACAGGACUAUUCUCAGUAGGUAAUUUGAAUGCGGCCACCUUGUUUUGAAGAGUAAUUGGGGUGAAUUACCAUCCUAAGCUACUGAUUUUCCGUACUUUGUGGGUAUAUACUGCAUGCCAGUUCUGAUUUUCCUUCCGUCUGCACUAUGAAUUUGUUGCAAGAUGAUCAAACAACUUCUCUAGUUGGAAUUGGCUGGAUGGUCACAUUCAAAGAGUUGCUGUCAACCGUUCAGUAUCUGGGUUGAGACCAGGGACAAGUGGUGUCCACAGGAGUGGACAAGCAGUGACUGAGGCCAGUUAGCAUAUCACUAGCCACAGCUCACCUUGUGAAGUCGAGGGGUAAAACGGCAGGUAACCGGAACACCCUUACCAAACUGUCCCACGAUUCCCAUCUCAUGGCAGCAGUUUCACUCACACUCUGGGUCUCUUCUGUCUGUCUGUCUGUGCCUUCCUUCAGGGAAAGUCUCUGGCCAGCAAGCGCCUGACGGGCCUGAUGCAGUCCUCCUGACAACCACCCCACCAGUCUGCCGCCCCACCAGGGAGAGCGGGGUGCCACAGGGGACAGCAGGAUCAGAGAGCAGCUCAGCGAGGGACAGCCUGCCUGUCACCGAUUACAUCAACACUUUAUCUGCACAGCUUCGUAGGGACACAGAGCUCUGCACAGGGACUUGGAUUCCUGCUUGGAUUUGGAGGAGCACAAGCCACGAUACACAGGAAGCAACAAGGCAAGGGCUUGGUGUGUUGUUAUUUAAGGAAACAGACCUCACCACUGCUUGGAGAAAGAGGAACUGAGAGAGAUCAGUGGUUUUGCUUCACCUCUUCUCUUCCUAGCACAGACACAGCUGUAAAAGAUGCCACUGCAAUCCCAUUUGCUCCCUUUCCUGUGGCCAUCUGGAUCCAAUAAAAUAUCUGCUGGAAGCUGCUGCUCCUUUCCACAAAGUAUCAUAUGCAUCUCUCCUGCAGAUCCGUUGACUUUAGCUUUGUUUUUUCUUUCCUGUGUCUCUCCUCCUUUAAAAUAACGGGGGGAAAAAAGGCCCUCAUUAAGUUUGUCACUCACUGUCCUUCCAAUGGCAUGUAGCAUGUCCAAAGACGAUGGUCAGAUCCUCAUCCAAAGGCAGGAGACUUUGAGUGGCUUACAUCACAUGAGGAUCUGCCCCACUGCGUCAGACUGAUCUUGGUGCAAAUCCUCCGACAUCGGCAGGAUUGCUCUGCAUGUACGUUUAGUGCAAGACUGCCUGACGUAGUUGUGUUUUAGAUGUAUAAUGCACAUAUGCACAAACAAACAGACACACACAUGCGGUAUUUAAAAGUGAGUAGUUUUCUAUUGUAUUUGGUUUUCUAUUUAUUUGAGGUUUUGCAUACUUAUUCAAUGAUGGAUGUUCAAGUUUUACUUCGAAUAGGUAGAGUUGAACCACUUAGAGGAAAUUCAGCCCUAAUUAUAGAGGGCCAAAAUCUGUUCAUGCAUAUACAGGGAAAGGUAACUGCUGUGGGCAUGUGUAAUCAAGAGCAAAAUUCAGUCUGCAGCAAGGAGAGAUCUGAUGGAGAAGUGCUUGGCAGAAGCAGUUUGUGACUGGGCAGAUGCUUGGGUGCCUGUAAUUCAUCUGAUGUAGAGCCCGUGAAUACAACUGCAAGAGAUGACACAAUAGCUUGUUUCAGAAUGUUGGGAUUAUGGAGGUUAGGAUGAAGACAGAGCUGAAGUGACUUGGUUAAUGAUAAAACUCACAUUGUACUAGCUGCAGAUACAAAAAAUGGAUUGCAUUCACAUACAGUAUACUGCCUAUAUACAAAAUUUCCAAUUUCAAUUGACUUAGUACCACAAAACCUCCUAUCUUUUAUAAGCAGUUCAGAUCUGAAGUGUAUGUGAAAAUAGACACUUGGUCUUCUUCCCUCAUGCCAAGCCAAGCUGUUUUUUUUGUGCAGGUGGUAGAAAUUGCUAUAUGGCUACACGUCUGCAUUCCUAUCUAGGCAAAAUUAUCUAUCUCGCUAAGUAGACAGCUGGCUACCAACCGUAUUUAUUUCUGUGGCAAAUAUUAUCCUAAUAUCCGAGGCUAAUGUAUGCACAAAAUCAGGCCACCAUAGUUUCCAUCAGUAAAAGGACUUUCCCUCUUUACCCAUGAAUUUUCUCAUUUUGAUACCUCAAUUAUUUUUCCCAGACAGCUCCUGUUAUCAAUUUUACAUAAGGUCUAUAGGACUCUCUGCAUCUGCAUGACUGGUAGAGUACUGAGUAUGGUAUUUGUUGUUUACACUCACCUAGUUCCCAUAAUCAGCCUAUUAUCUGAGGGUCUUCAGACUUAAUUUGUCCUACAAUACAGGCCAAACGAGAGCUCCAGGACUGCGGAACUGUCAUGGCUGUGCCUGUACAUUCAGGUGGCAUUUUGCCUCUGACGGCGACAUUUGGACCUUUGCUGAUUGUCACUCAACUGUCUCAGCAGGACCUGUCCGUUCCAUGGUGACCACCCAGCCAAAGGCACCCCUCCGGCAAUAGCGGGUCUUUGUGCAACAGCCCCAGUCGUCCAGCCAUGCACACUCAUGCGAGCCCCCCUGUGCCACCCCUAAGAACAUGCUGUGUGCUGCCUGUAGGUAAUUUGCUGGGUUUGAACAGCUGAGAGCAUGGGGGAAACUACAGACAGCGAGCACGCAUAUGGGCAUACAUCAGGGGGCCUGGAUGCUGAACAGCUUGCCAUCUAAAUGCACACUCGCACAGCUAAUCUGCUCAGCAGUGGCGAGCCGAGCGGAUGGAGCUGCGUAUGCUCUGCAGAGGGGAGAGCUCCCCUCCUCGCUUCCUGCCCAAAUUUCUCUGAGACAAACAUCAUGAGAGCAGACAGGGCCUCCUCCCAGGAGCACAUACGAAUGGCUGUUCACGUGUCUUUUACUUCACAUAUGACAAUGCUAACGUGUAACUAUUUCCACGCAACCUUCAUCCUUGAAUUACUGCUCUUUAAUGACAUCACUUAUUGCAAGUGAUGCUUCUCUUGCGCGCUCGCCAGUGAGCACCACCCACUGAGUGCUGCAAGCAGUAAUCUGCUGCUUUAUAAGCAUCCAUGUCUUCCAGCUACCUCAUCACCCAGAAGAUGAGCUAGGAAAUCAGUUUUCCACCUCUCAUGUUCUCAAUGGCAUUGUUUCAAGGAAAAACAGGCUAGAAAGCUUUUACAAUCUCCAUGCUGUGAGAGCUAGCCACCAGGCAUCCCAUACCUGCAGGGCUAUGGCUGUGAAAUACAGCUGUACGCUGUUAUUUGGAUAAUGGAGUAUCCAGAGCAUUAAUGGCCAUCGUGGUGGACCAGCACCGGGACAAGCACGAGGAGGGUUUGACAGGUCAGUGCAAUGUUAGGCUAAGGCAAAUGGAUUAAUACAGUCUAUGUAUGUAUAACUCAGUGCUAAAAUCCCAUAGAGUACUGUAAUAAAAUGGUAGCAGGGCAGCCAUAAAAAGCCACAGUAAGCUGACAUAAUAAUACCAGGAUAAAUGUAGCAAUAAGGUAACACAGGCCGCUGCAGUAAAGUAGCAUUUUGGUAAUGCAGCAAUAAGACACAACCAGAUGCUGCAGUAAACUAGUUUGGGGGAUGAAGCAGUAGUGAUGGCAUGUGUGGGCAACCUGUGGUAUAUUUGUGUCAGGUACUGCAGCAAUAAAGCCAACACAAGGUGUGCUAGUAAUAAGUUACUACAGUAAUAGCAACACGAUGCACUGUACAGCUAUAUCAGGAUGCUUCCAUGCUGAAGGCAAGUCCUACAAGACGUGGUAGUGAGAAUGAAGGCAACAUGUGCCCCAUUUCUGCAAAAAAAUGAGUCUAUUCUUUGCAUAGUAAAUAAGAUCCUGGAAUGGUCUCAUCAACACCAGUCCUGUUCACUCCUGCUUUCAAGAAAGCUGAGGUGAGAGCAUUCCUCCAUCCAAUCUCUUAUUUUGGUCUGGAAAUACAAACUUGACUCGUUGUCUUUUUGGACAGAUUUUCACAGAUGGUGAAGUUCUUCAGUCAGUCCUCACUCAGGUGACACUCUGGCGGUUCAUUGGUCUUUUGCCUUGGGAAGGCUUUGGCUAUGUCAUCUUCUGGAAUGGGUGGUGCUUUCAGCCUACAGCUAUUUCUGUUUUGGGGUGGGGAUGGGAAACCAGGUACAGGAUAUCUGACUGUACUGUCCUGUUUCCUGAAAUGCACAAAUAAAUUGAGCAUCCUGGAAAAGUCAAA